Molecule: messenger RNA, 2306 nt
Organism: Hemicordylus capensis (graceful crag lizard)
Lineage: Eukaryota; Metazoa; Chordata; Lepidosauria; Squamata; Cordylidae
Product: zinc finger protein RFP-like
Exons: 8
Coding region: 220-1674 (484 amino acids)
Molecular function (GO): protein binding; zinc ion binding
Source: RefSeq, a predicted model, not a curated record
AGCCUUUAUGGCUAAUCCAAUGAGAGAGAACGAGAGAGGCAGGCAUAGGGGGCGGGCUUUUCGGAACCCAGCAUUUCUCGAGUCGAGUUGUGUGGAGGAGAGCCGCGGCUGCGGCUAGCGCGAUUCUGUGCUGCAGAUGCAUUUUUCCACACGCUGAUCGUCCACCUCGCCUAAAAGAUUUGCUGUUGCUGAACCACUUGUUUGGAUAACCAGUGUGAGAUGGCCAUGGCAGCUGAGGGUACUGUGAUGGAUCUCUAUGAUGAAGCGACUUGCCCCGUCUGCCUGGAGUACUUAAAAGACCCUGUGAUCAUUACAGAGUGUGGGCACAAUUUCUGCCAGGCCUGCCUGACCCACUGCUGGGGGGAGUUGGACACAGAGGCUUCCUGCCCCCAGUGUAGAAUAACUACUCGGCAAAAGAACUUCAUCCCAGACUGGCAACUGAAUAGUGUUGUAGAGAUGGCCAAGAAGCUCAGCCUUCAAGUAGGAAAUGGGACAGAAGUAGAGGAGGGGGUUUGUGAGAGACACCAGGAACCCCUGGAACUCUUUUGUAAAGACCACGAAAACACCAUCUGUGUGGUGUGUGAGAAAUGCAAGGAACACGGAAAUCACAUAGUGGUUCCUCUAGAAGAGGCUUCCCAAGAGUAUAAGGAUGAAAUCGGCAGCCGCCUGGAGAUUCUGAGGAAGAGGAGAGAAAAUAUUCUGAUGUGUAAAGCGGGCACAGAAAAGGAAAGCCGGGACUUGCUUGAGAAAACAAAGAGAGAGAGGAAAAGGACAGUGACGGAGUUCCAAAAACUGCACCUGCUGUUAGAACAACAAGAGAAACUACUACUGGCCCAAAUGGAAGAGGUGCAGAAAGAGAUUAUCAUGAGGAAAGACCAGCACCUGGCCACACUCUCUACAGAGCUCUCCUCUCUUGAAAGUCUCAUCCAAGAGUUGGCGGAUAAGCAUGAACAGCCAGCAAGUGAGCUCCUGCAGGAUAUUAGAAGCACCUGGGAGAGGUGUAAGAUGGUGAAGACGUUUGAGGUCCCAGUAAGCUUCCCUCCUGCACUGAGGUUGCGUAUCUGGGACUUCUCUGACAUAAACCUCUUUCUGGAGAGGAUCAUGAAGACUUUUGCAGACACUCUGGUAUCUGGAAUUCCACUACAGAAAGCAAACAUCAUUCUGGAUCCAGACACCGCAAAUCCCUGGCUAACCCUAACUGGCGAUCAAAAAAGUCUGAGGUGGGAAAUCGACGCUCAAGAUCUGCCCAGCAAUCCGGAAAGAUUUGACCUUUCCUUUUGUGUGUUGGGGUUCGAGGGAUACACCACAGGCAGACACUGCUGGGAAGUCUCGGUGGGAAGUCACUCUAAGGGGACCUGGGCCUUGGGUGUGGCCAGGAAGUCUGUGAGGAGGAAAGGUGACCUCAUAUUACGUCCCGAGGAAGGAUUCUGGACUUUGUGGCGGCACAGCGCCGAGUACGGGGCCUCGAACUCCCCUGACCGCCCUCCUCUGUUCCGGAGUAGGAAGCUGAAGACGGUCCGAGUGUCUCUGAACUGCGCUGGGUUGCAACUGUCCUUCUUUGACGCUGACACGGCAGUCCCGCUCUACACAUACUCGGGAGCCCAGUUCUCUGGAGAGACCCUUUGUCCCUUCUUCUAUACAGAUGGAAUUGGCCCCCUCAGACUCUCUUGGUGAGGUAGCCAUGUGGUCUUCAUCUCAGGGCCCAUCUGCCUUCUUCUCACUACACUAAGAUGGUUAAGAAGAAGAAAUCCAUACUUUAAAGGCCAAGUGCCCCGUUUACAUCACUUGCAAAGCUUUCAGCAGACUUCCUGUCACUCUGACUAAAACUAAAUUUCUUAAAACAGACAGGCACUCAUUAAUGGCCACCCAUGAUGCCACAAUGAGCAGCGUGAUCAAAGAAAGGUGGGACAGAAAUGUUACAAACAAAAUAAAUCACGCUCCAGUCUAUUCUCAGCCAAGGCAGUUUCUGUAAACUGAUAUCUCCAACCACCCUUGCUCUCAGUCUUAAUCUCCAUUUUCCUUCUCACCUCAACUGCCAGGACUUCCUCUCAUUUUUAAAUUAUAAAAAACCUCAUUCAACACUGUUAGAACUUAGGGAGGUUGCUGUGACUUUUGGGCAAAUUUUAUAUGUUCAAAAUCUCUGGUGGCUCCUGGAGCUGAAUGCUGGCAGGGGCUUAUCUUUUAGAGAAUGUUAAUUGUGAUGUGGUUGGAUUAGAUUGUAAGCACCUUGGGGCAAGGAGCUGGCAUUUUCUUAUAUACUACCUAACACUCUGCAUGUUGAUCCGGCAAUAUAUUUUUAAAAGAUA